This is a messenger RNA of Megalobrama amblycephala (Wuchang bream), 3781 nucleotides long. Its product is annotated as cationic amino acid transporter 2-like. The transcript is spliced from 13 exons. The coding region runs from base 150 to 1961 and encodes 603 amino acids. Gene Ontology annotation, biological process: transmembrane transport; amino acid transport. Gene Ontology annotation, cellular component: plasma membrane. Gene Ontology annotation, molecular function: amino acid transmembrane transporter activity. NCBI's taxonomy places the organism in Eukaryota, Metazoa, Chordata, Actinopteri, Cypriniformes, Xenocyprididae. The record is from RefSeq and is a predicted model, not a curated record.
GUGACAGGAAUAGAUACAUUUACACAAAGUAAUUACGAAGAUACAGACUGCAAACUUCUCUGCGGACACAAUUAAGGGUUUCAAAGGAUAGAAACAAAGAAAACAUCUCAGCACUUGUGAAAACAUGAAGACAUUGUGAUAAGCCAAUAAUGCAAUCGAUGCGGUCUUUCCUGAGGGGCCUGUGUCGCAGGAAGCCCCUGGAACCGGAGGGAGAGGUCUCCACAUUUCGCCGCUGUCUUACGACUUUGGACCUGGUGGCUUUGGGAGUGGGCAGCACCUUAGGGGCCGGAGUCUACGUGCUUUCAGGGGAGGUGGCCCGGACCCUGGCUGGACCAAGUAUUAUCAUCUCUUUCCUCAUUGCUGCUUUAGCUUCUAUCUUUGCUGGGCUCUGCUACGCUGAGUUUGGUGCAAGGGUUCCUAAGACCGGAUCUGCCUAUCUGUACAGCUAUGUGACUGUAGGAGAGGUGUGGGCCUUCAUCACAGGAUGGAAUUUGUUACUAUCCUAUGUCAUCGGCACAUCAAGUGUGGCCAGGGCAUGGAGCGGUACAUUUGAUGAUCUCAUUGGAAAUGUGAUGGCUGAUUAUUUUAGCAAAUAUGCAGCUAUGGGGCUGCCUGGCCUGGCAGCCUACCCAGACUUCUUUGCAGCUGGUCUCAUAAUGAUACUUUCUGCUCUUCUUGCGUAUGGUGUGAAAGAAUCAACUACGGUCAACAAGAUAUUUACUAGUGUUAAUAUACUGGUGUUGAUAUUUGUCAUCACUGCUGGCUUCAUUAAGGGAAACCUGCAGAACUGGUUUAUCACAGAAGACAUCAUCCUGAAUGCAACAGCACUGCAUAACAACCUGACAUCCACCGUCAAUGUCACUACUGAGUACGGAGUAGGUGGCUUUUUUCCAUUUGGAUUUGAAGGGACACUGGCAGGGGCAGCUACAUGUUUCUAUGCAUUUGUUGGCUUUGACUGCAUUGCAACUACAGGCGAAGAGGUGAAGAACCCUCAGAAGUCUAUACCUGUGGGUAUUGUGGCCUCUCUGCUUAUCUGUUUCCUGGCGUACUUUGGCGUUUCUGCUGCUCUCACAUUGAUGGUGCCAUACUACCAACUCAACAUUCAAAGUCCUCUGCCUGUGGCCUUUGCUGACAUUGGCUGGCCUGCAGCAAAGUAUGUUGUGGCAGUCGGGUCGCUGUGUGCGCUGUCAACAAGUCUCUUAGGGUCCAUGUUUCCAAUGCCCCGUGUCCUGUUCGCCAUGGCCAGAGAUGGACUCAUGUUCAAAUCACUAUAUAAAGUCAGCUUACGGCAGAGUCCAGUGGUGGCCACACUAUCCUCUGGAACUGUGGCGGCAAUAAUGGCUCUUUUAUUUGACCUGAAGGCAUUGGUUGAUAUGAUGUCGAUUGGAACCCUCUUCUCCUACACACUUGUGGCUAUUUGUAUUCUCAUACUAAGGUAUCAAGAGACAGCUUCAGAGGAAAAUGAUUUGCGCACACUCACAACCUCCACCUUUGGGUUUUUGAAACCCCCUUCGAACCCUACCAAAGAAACUUCAAGCACUGUUACAACCUGCACAGUUUUUCUUGUUGCGUUGGUGCUUAUUCUGUCACUGCUGAUGAGCAAAGCUAUCAGAUCUUUGUUGUUGCUGGAGCUUUGGAGUGUUAUGAGUGUAUCCGUGAUCCUGGUCAUAAUGUUCCUCACAGUCCUCAUUAUCUGGAGACAACCCCAGAACCCAACCAAAGCCUCCUUCAUGGUACCGUUCUUGCCUUUACUCCCUGUGGUGAGUGUGUUCAUCAACAUUUACUUGAUGGUUCAACUGGGAGGAGACACCUGGGUUCGCUACGCUGUGUGGAUGGCUGGCGGAUUCCUCAUAUACUUUGGAUAUGGAGUGAGGAACAGUGUCCAGAGGCAAAGGUUACUCAGCAGUCAGGUCACCAUUGAAACCACUGAAUCCAAAUCUGAUAAAGAUGGACCAAAAUAAAUUGAUAAACCACAACUUCUUUGCACCUGUCACAUCCGUCAAGUAGAUGCCAGUUCAGCAAGCAACUUUCUUUCUCUUUCUUUCUUUCUUUCUUUCUUUUACUAGAACUUUCAUCGUAUUUGCAGUGAAAUAAUCUGUCUUUUUAUACUUUUUAUAAUAAAUGAAUAAAUAAAUAAAUACUGAAUCUUCAAGUUGACUAUGACAUCUUUUGUUAAACUAUACACCACCGUUCAAAAGUUUGGGGUUGGUAAGAUUUUUUUAAUGCUUUUGUAAGAAGUCUCUUAUGCUUUAAACAGAAACAUUAUGAAAUAUUAUUACAAUUUAAAAUAUCUGUUUUCUAUUUUAAUAUAUUUUAUGUGUGAUGGCAAAGCUGAAUUUUCAGCAGCCAUUACUGUCACAGAUUGCUGAAGAUGAGGUGAGAUGAAGCAGAUCUAUAAUGCAGCGUAUCUUUAUUAAAUGAAACAAAAGAGUAUAAUCCAACACAAAAAUAAUCCAAACAUGCGAAGGCAACGUAACAACACCAGACAAUGAACUAAAGAAACUGAGGGCGUUAUUCACAGAGAACUAAUUCUCAAAUUAGGAACAGGUUUGGGUAAAUCAAUGAAACAAUGAAUAACCAAGGCAACAUUAGAUGAAAAACAUUUAAUGUUGCCACAUAAGAUGAAAAUUAGAUGAAAAACAAACUAAGGGGCCGAUUACACAACAACGUUUUCAACUAAAAACAGAAAACGUUUUAUGUGUUUUGGCUGUUCAUUUACAUGACAACGGCGUUUUGGGGGCCUGAAAACACAAAUGGGAUCCAAAGUGGAAGUUUUUAAACUGAUACCAUUAUCAUCUCUGUGUAAACUACAAAAACGGGAAUUUGUGAAAACAAAGACGUCAUGCGCAUGUGUAUUACGUGUUCAGUCUAUAGAUUGGAGCAGGUAUAAUGUCACUUUGUAGGCCAAAACGCAGAAGCGAGUUAGCAUUUUAGCACUUCUUUUUCCAGCGUGCCAUUUUGAAUGGGAUAUUAGGAUAUUAGGAUUUUGGGGAUUUUUUUUUCAUAAACUUUUGUUGAUCACAGAGCUUUUUUGUUGUUGUUGUUGAGAUAAUCCAAAAGCCUAUGGAAAAAUCACCUUAUUUUCAGGCCAUUUGUAAAUUUAAUGUGUCUGGCUUCCGGUGUCAUUCGCUUCCAGUUCUUUUAGCUGUACAAAACAGCUUGUUAUGCUGCUUGAUAUUGCAAACUGGUAUUUCUUACCAUAUUAUUUUAAUGCAUUGUCUUAAUUAUAAAGACGCAAACAGUUUUACAGUUUAUGCACUUUGUUAUUUCCCUAUAGCAGCUAAUAAAUCUGAAGUCUCGCACAUUCACAGAAAACACCUUACUUCCACAUUGAAAAAUAAGAUGGAUUGGGUUUUUGUUGAGGGAACCAGUGUGAUGCUAACUGCCGGGUGGCCUAUAAAGUGAAGUCUUACCUAUAGUGUUUCUUGACAAAGUGACAUCGCCAUCUAUUGGCCUGGCAAGAAUAAUACAGUAUUUUUAGUAGUUUUAGUCGUUUUCAUGGAGCCGUGUGAUGGGGAUCAUUUUAACAACAUUGUCACCUAUACACAAAAAAAACGCAAAUAAAAAAAUCUGUUUUUAGUACAUUGUUGUUGUGUAAACCCUAAAAAUCCUUGAAACAGAAAACACGGAUUGUGAUUAAAAUGCAGUGGUUACUUCUAAUUUGAAAUGGCUAGAUAUUUUUGUUAAAGGCCAGUUUACUUGUUAUAAAGCAAGUAAACAAUAUAAUAAUAAUAAUAAUAAUAAAAUAUCCACAACCAGUAUCAGAAUCGCCCAAUUUGAU